AUGGCCACGUGCGAUAGAAUAAAAAAGGAAGAGAUUGAAAAACUAAUGAAAUGUGACGAUGUUACAAAAUUUGAAAAAGUAGAACCAGUUUGGACAAAAAGCAAGCAUUGGCAAGGAAAUUUUUGGGCUGCUAAAGUUGAUGGUGAAGUUUUAAAGACGUUUAGAAUAUGUGAAGUGUGUAGCAUGGUUUUGUCUGUACCAGUUGGAACUACUCAAACAUUGAAUCGCCAUCAUGAAUCCCACGUCAAAUCGAAACUCUUAAUUACACCAGGUAGCAAACAGUCGACCAUAAAAUCGUUUGUUCAGUCAAAGAAUAUUCCAGAAAAGCAUAGUGAGAGAAGUUCAAAAAGACCUAAUUUAGAUUUCAAUGCCACAGAUGAGACAUUCCUGUCAGGACAGAUGACAAGAACUGUGUCCAUUUCGCAGGAUGAACUGACAGGGUAUCUUGACCAGAUAAUCGACACUGUAAAUGUGCUUUCAUACUGGAGAAUGAAUGACAAAAAAAAAUACACGCUCCACGAAGUUAUGAUGAUGCUGGAAGAUAGUCCAGAUUCUGUGCCAUCAUCUGGUGUUAUUUUUUUACAACCUCCUGAAAAUGCAUGUGGAGACAUUACGGACAAAGAUUCGGGAGACGAAGACAUUCUAACAAUCAAUAAUCUCCCUGCGAGUCUGUUACGUGCUGAUGCUGGAAGAAAAGAAUUAUCUGAUGAUGAUAAUAAUUAUGAUGUCAACGAUGAUGAGAGUCAGCCAACUACAUCCAGUUGA
Messenger RNA from Helobdella robusta, 765 nucleotides. RefSeq lists its product as hypothetical. The coding region runs from base 1 to 765 and encodes 254 amino acids. The transcript has 4 exons. Lineage: Eukaryota; Metazoa; Annelida; Clitellata; Rhynchobdellida; Glossiphoniidae. The record is from RefSeq and is a predicted model, not a curated record.